This is a messenger RNA of Lottia gigantea (owl limpet), 396 nucleotides long. RefSeq lists its product as hypothetical. The record is from RefSeq and is a predicted model, not a curated record. Gene Ontology annotation, molecular function: protein binding. The annotation marks the transcript as partial. NCBI's taxonomy places the organism in Eukaryota, Metazoa, Mollusca, Gastropoda, Lottiidae. The transcript has a single exon.
UUGGCUGUUGAAAGUAAAAAGGGAAAUACUAUUGACCUUCUAUUGAAGCAUGGUGUCCCGAUUGACGAUCAAGACAACGACAAAUCCACGCCUCUCAUCCGGGCAAUCAUGCACAAAAACGCGAAAGGGGCACUGACCCUCAUCAAUCGAGGAGCAGAUAUUAAUUCAGUGGAUUUUUUUGGAUGGGGCGUUUUAAUGCAUGCUCUGAGCAAUGACAUGACUGAUAUAGCGGAAACCCUGAUUCAGAAAGGUUGCGAUGUCAAUGCUCAAGCAACGAAGAUGAAAACGGGUUUACACAUUGUUUGCCAGAAUCAUCUCAUUGAUUCAAUUCACCUUUUACUAGAUUACGGAACUAAUGUUAAUAUUCAAGAUGGCGACGGAGACACUCCUUUGAAC